Molecule: messenger RNA, 1059 nt
Organism: Phytophthora sojae
Lineage: Eukaryota; Oomycota; Peronosporomycetes; Peronosporales; Peronosporaceae
Exons: 3
Coding region: 1-1059 (352 amino acids)
Source: RefSeq, a predicted model, not a curated record
AUGGAAGAGGCAAGGGCAGUUUUGGAUGGGCUUGAGAACGCUCGUUUUUCCAUCGACAACAAUGGGAGAACGACGACGCAGUUAUCGUGCACGUUUCAUGUCGACUGCGCUGCGGUGGUACGGAUCAAAUGCAACAAAGAUGAGCAGUAUGUUUUAUCCAGAAGUGGGAUGCACACUACUGAGCCAGCCCCCGUUGAAGAGCAGCGAACCGGUAUUCACAAGCCGCUGCUGCCGGAGAUCGACAAUUUGUUGCUCGGAGGCCAUGGACCCAAAAAGUGUUUGAACACGCUUCGCAUGAGAUACAAGGAGUCGCCUGAACAGCUCAACUUGCUGCCAAGCACCAGCCAGCUCAAAACCCGAGCUCACAAGCUGAGAAAGCGCGGCGAUUUCUCCAUCACGACCUACGCAGAUGUGAUGGAGUGGGCAUCGCCGAGGAUGUGCACAACGAAGGAGCCAUUCUUCCAGCAUAUGAUACUGGGUGCAACCGACGGAACGUACAAGCUCCACUUUGGUGGAUGGACGCUUGUUUCGUUUGGUACUUUCGGUGUUCGAUACACAGCGUCACACAAGUACCAGCACAAGUUUUAUCCGAUGGCAUUCAUGUUUGUGCGAACGGAGACGGCGUUUGCUUACGUGCGGCUCUUCACAUUUGAGGCGUUGUCGGAUCUCGUAACGGAGAACUGGGCGGCUAUGGGUGAACCCGAGUACGCGCAAUGGCUCGACGAUGAGUAUUUGACAGACCCAUGGAAUCUAUGGUUUUACGCCGCGAGCGGUACCCCUGGUGUGGUGCCAAACCAAACUCAGAUUGAAUCCCAUCACCGUGCGAUUAAGGCGACGGCGGUUGACCACCUUCGCGCUGCGACGGGCCAUGUACUUGCGGGAACCCUACCCAAGAUUUUGGUUGAGUGUGCAAUGGAUAUUGGCUCGGAUCGGAUUCGGCACCACGCAUCAGGACCCGUUAGCGCUGAAGUUCUCGGGGCGGCUGUGCAGCUCUGUGCAAGUGCCAAUCAUUACCCAAACCACCAGCGAAAGUCGCAACGCGCCAUCAACCGAAUUUAA